AUGAUACAUUACAGAUUGCUUGUGCUCUGUAUCACGAUUAUUUUUACCUUGACAGGUCAUGCAGAAAAUAUAGAAUUGCGGCUGACUAAAAAUAGAAUCAGUGACAAGCUUAACCAUCGGUCAUAUCAGCAUUAUGCCAAGCUUUACAAUGACGAAGGGUCUCAAUAUCUUGUAAAUAUCAGUAUAGGCAACCCUAAACAAGACUUUACUGUCGCUUUAGAUACAGGCAGCUCCGAUUUAUGGGUGCCCUCUAUGCGCUGCCCAGUGUAUCAGUGUCCUUUAGCUCGUUUUGAUUCACAAAGGUCAAAUACGUUCAAGAGUGUGUCAUUAAACGAACCAUUCCGUGUGACUUAUGGUAUAGGCUUUGUCGAAGGCGUAUACGGACAAGACAGCGUGUACUUGGAAAAUGCUCAUGCUGAAGAUCAAGUGUUUGGAAUGGCACGUUCUACGAGUCAAAUAAUUUAUCCAAAGGCCAGGGGUGCAAAUGGUAUCCUGGGCUUGGGUUAUCCAUCACUAUCCUCCAGCAGAGAUCAUGAUCCGUUUAUAUUUCAGCUGGCAAAACGAGGCUUGAUCGAGCAACCUCUAUUUUCUAUCAGCCUGGGAUCUGACCACGGAUGGGCAGGAGAGUUAGUGUUGGGCGGCAUCAAUCAUGACAAGUAUGAAGGUGACAUUUGCUUUACUGCAACUCGCGAAGAACAAUUCAAUAAGACAUAUUGGAUGGUGGGUGGCAGAGCUGUUGAAAUUGCUAAUGAUCAUACUGUGAUCAUGAAUAGAACCUUUGAAUCUACAAGAAACUUUAUUGUUGAUACAGGUACAACGCUCACAUACAUGGAUCAACAGCUGAUUGAUACUGUCCUGCGUGCGCUCUCAGCAGAUGGGAUUCAUGUCACGCUUGAUCAUUCCUCGGGGACAUACUUCAUUGACUGUCAGUCUGCAGCAAAUUCAAGUCAUCAUGUGCGGUUUAUCUUGGACGAUGACAUCAAGUUGAGCAUUCCGAUAGAGUCAUUAACUAUUCCUUUGAAUGGAGAAACAGUUUCGAGUUCUUCGUUAUGUAUGUUUGGAUUGGCUCCCUGGCUACCGACAGAGCCAAGCUUGAUGAUGGGCAGAAAUGGCUGGAUUAUGCUGGGCGAUACGGUCCUCAGAGACAUCCUAUUAGUAUUUGAUAUGGAAAAGCAUCAGAUUGGUUUUGCAAAGGCAAAAGGGACAUCUUCGUCUGUUGCAUGUACACUGUAA
Molecule: messenger RNA, 1233 nt
Organism: Rhizopus microsporus ATCC 52813
Lineage: Eukaryota; Fungi; Mucoromycota; Mucoromycetes; Mucorales; Rhizopodaceae
Product: acid protease
Exons: 3
Coding region: 1-1233 (410 amino acids)
Biological process (GO): proteolysis
Molecular function (GO): aspartic-type endopeptidase activity
Source: RefSeq, a predicted model, not a curated record